Cynara cardunculus var. scolymus (artichoke) is the source of this 1761-nucleotide messenger RNA. RefSeq lists its product as uncharacterized. The record is from RefSeq and is a predicted model, not a curated record. Lineage: Eukaryota; Viridiplantae; Streptophyta; Magnoliopsida; Asterales; Asteraceae. The coding region runs from base 286 to 1632 and encodes 448 amino acids. The transcript has 2 exons.
UCAGAUUUUCAUCCCUAAUUUCAGUUUUUCUGAAUCCUCCAAGAUCAAUUGGAGGAUUUGGAUGGAUUAGAUUCUUUUGGGUUUUUUUAAUUUAAUUUUUUGAGGGCCAAACUCAAUCAUACUGGGGAAUGUUCUUUCCUUAAUCUUCUAUCCACUUCUCAUAAUCGGCCCACAUCCACACACACAAGGUUUUGUUUAAUUUAAUUCAUUUAUUUGUUAUAUACGAAAGUGAUUGUCUCUGGGCGUGAUUCAGUUUUCGAUCUUUUUUGGUGGGAUUUUGGUAUAAUGGGUUGCGCUUCAUCGAAACAACGACCGCUAUGCCGGAACUGCCGAGGACCAUAUGCUCCGAUGAGUCGGAGCUAUUCAAUGCACGUCCACCACCCUCCACAGACGGACGGUGACAGCUAUCACGUCGUUGCCCUUACAUCCACUACCCUCGGAUAUCUUCAGCUCGAUCCAUCCAACUCCAAUGAGGUUCGCAGUGUGAAAAAUCCAGGUGUCGUUCAGAUUCGCCCAGAACCUGUUCGACAAAAUGAGUAUGAGAAGGACAGUAAGGAAUUUGCAGUUGGGGUGAUUGACGCUAAGACCUGGUCCAAGAUGAUCGAGGAAAAGAUCCCCAAAUUCGUUCCGAGAACACCAAUCAGAACACCUCCUGGUGAGCCGGAAACGAUCAAUGCUUGGGAAUUGAUGGAGGGUUUGGAUGAUACAAGCCCCCUCCGACCAAAAUCCACCACCAAUCACAUCCGUAGCUUCUCAUUUCAUGUUAAUCCCAAUUCGUUCACAUCUCCCCUCGAUGAAUCUGCAACAGAAUCGCAAGGAAAAGAUCCGCAAACUAAAAUAUCCGACAAACCAUCAUGUCUACAAACAACAGAGCACAACUCCGAUUCAAAUUCCAUUUUCAAUAUAAACGAUACAUCAGUGGCAUCGGAUUUUGAUACCGAGGUAAUUACUGCAUUCCGAAACUCAUUAGAAUUGCUACCGCCGGCGAACCCAUUUCACCUAAAGCCAUUAGUCAAUGAGAAGGAGCCGUCCUCGGACGGCUAUGGUGAUGAUCGAUUGGAGAUAACUAAUACCAAGAAAUCUUUACAAAAUGGCUUCGCCAGUGAUGGUAAAAACAACAGCCUUCCUCGUGUCAAAGAGAAAUUGGUUUUGUACUUCACAAGCUUAAGGGGAGUAAGGAAAACGUACGAGGAUUGCUGCCAUGUCAGAAACAUUCUGAAGGCCACCGGAGUUCGAAUGGAUGAGCGGGAUGUAUCGAUGCAUUCGGGUUUCAAGGAGGAAUUGAAAGAGCUAUUGGGUGGUUCUAUUGGUGGUGGACUGCCCAAGGUAUUUAUUGGGAACGAAUUCGUUGGUGGUGCUACGGAAAUCCGGCGAUUGCAUGAAGAUGGGCAGCUUGAGAAGGUGUUAGAAGGUUGUGAGACGAUGGAUGCUGGCGGUUUUGGUGGUUGUGGUGGUUGCGAGGCUUGUGGUGAUAUAAGAUUCGUGCCGUGUGAGACUUGUUCGGGUAGUUGUAAAAUUUACUACGAAGAUGAGUCUGAUGACGAAGAAAAAGAAGAGAGUGAUUAUGGGUUUCAAAGAUGUCCCGAUUGCAAUGAAAAUGGACUCAUAAGGUGUCCAAUUUGUUGUGAUUAACUUUUUCGGUAUCAAUUUUUUUGGUUUCUUUGGAUUGUAUAGUGAACGGGUUUUUUUCUCUUUUCCUCAGAGAAAAUUAUCUUGAUCAAUAGAUUUAUAAUGAAUACUUGGCAUUGAGCUUUUUUUUCU